This is a messenger RNA of Effrenium voratum, 771 nucleotides long. Lineage: Eukaryota; Dinophyceae; Suessiales; Symbiodiniaceae. The record is from the annotation of a GenBank genome assembly.
AUGCAUUGCAGCAAGCUGUUCAAGAUCCUCCGGAAGAAAGAGUGCAACAUCUUCUCAGAGCUGAGCGAGUCGAUGUGGUCCCACAUCCGCCACGUCAUCGUGGAUUCGAUCCUUGCUACGGACUUUGCCGUGGAGUUCGAAUCCAUGUACGGGGUGAACGCGGAGCUCUUCGAUACCGCGGACGAGCUGCAGCUGGCUCAGCUUGAGUUGGUCGGUCUGUACAUGGUCUCGGAGGAGUUCCCGCCACGGGAGCUGAUGGAGUAUUUCAAGACCCCCGAUGUCAAGAAGACCCUCAGGACGGUGCUGUUGCACUUCAGCGACAUCUCUAAUCCCAUGAAGCCCUUCCCGGUGGCGGAGCGCUGGGCGGAGCUGGUGCUCCAGGAGUUUGCCCUGCAGGGGGACGAGGAGAAGGCCUUAGGCAUCCCCGUGGGCCCCUUGAACGACCGGGACUCGGUGAACAUGGCCAUGUCACAGAUCGGAUUCAUCGAGUUCGUGGUGGCGCCUUUGGCCUUGGCGCUGGCUCGCAUCCUGCCGCCGAUCUAUUUUACCAACCAGAUGAUCAUCGACAAUGCCAACAUCUGGGUGGACAAAUGGAUCGAGGGAACCUUGCUGAAGCCCAGCCUGGAGGAACAGGCGCGGAGGGAGGCCCCGGUUGCGCGGUUCUGUGCCAAGCGAGUUGCCCAUAUCCACUUGGUGUUUUCUUUGAAGGGGCUUCCCUUUGCGGGGUUUCUUGUUUUUUUUUUCUAUUUGGGGGGGGGGGGGGGAGGGUAG